AUGAAAUUUCAUAGAAUACUAGUAAGUCGUGAAGCAUUAAAAUUGGAAAAUGUGCUACAAGCAGGCCAAGCGUUUCGAUGGAUAUGGGAUGAAAAAAAUGAUUUGUAUAUGACAUCGAUACUCAUUCCAGGGCAUGAUAAGUAUGGUAUUGUAAUUCUAAGGCAAAAACGGAUUAAAAAAGAACAGGAUGAUGAGUAUAUUGAAUUUGCUUUUAAACACCCCACAUGGGAGUAUUCUUGUGUUGAGAAUUACUUAAAACAGUAUUUUAGAUUGGAAGUGGAUCUUGUCGCACAGUUGGAAAACUGGACUUUAAAAGAUCCUAAUUUCCUCAAUAUAUCUUCACAAGGGAUUAGAAUAUUGUCACAAGAACCAUGGGAAACAUUGAUUUCAUUCAUCUGUUCUAGUAAUAACAACAUAAGUAGAAUAACAAAAAUGUGUCACAACCUAUCUACUUAUUAUGGGAAUAAAAUUGGUAAAUUCAAUGAUAUGGAAUUUUAUUCUUUCCCGACUAGUGAGCAACUUAUAGAAAAGGCUACUGAACAAGAACUAAGAGAUCUUGGUUUCGGAUAUAGAGCUAAGUAUAUUAUAGAAACAGCUCGGAAGAUGAUUCAAGAUCAAAAAAGAUUCAAUGUUUCAACAGAUCAGGAGGUGCUUUUCCAUAUUUCAAAAAAUUUUAGCUAUGAAAAGAUAAGAGAGCAUUUAAUGGGUUAUACUGGUGUAGGUCCUAAAGUGGCAGACUGUGUUUGUUUAAUGAGUUUACAUCUAGAUCAUAUUGUUCCAGUAGAUGUUCACGUGACGCGUUUUGCGAAAAGAGAUUACAAUAUAGCGGCCACAAAGACUGAACUUGCCAAAAUAAGAGAAUCAUACAAUAGCUUAAACCUUCCCAUAACAAAGAAGAAGAUUAAUCCAGAAUUGGACUUCAUUAGACGGAAAUUAACAGAAAAAUGGGGACCUUUUGCCGGUUGGGCACAAGGUAUUUUAUUCUCAAAAGAAGUCGGUUCUACUGCCGGGGCCACUGUGGCUGGAAAUGUGAAAAAAAGGAAAAGAUCGCUCGAUGAAGUUGAUAAUGUAGAUUCUUCUAUAAAAAUGAAAAAAUCAAUUACAGCUCCAAAGAUUGAAGCAUAA
Messenger RNA from Arxiozyma heterogenica, 1125 nucleotides. RefSeq names its product 8-oxoguanine glycosylase OGG1 (gene OGG1). The record is from RefSeq and is a predicted model, not a curated record. Gene Ontology annotation, biological process: base-excision repair; base-excision repair, AP site formation; nucleotide-excision repair. Gene Ontology annotation, molecular function: damaged DNA binding; 8-oxo-7,8-dihydroguanine DNA N-glycosylase activity. Gene Ontology annotation, cellular component: nucleus. The transcript has a single exon. NCBI's taxonomy places the organism in Eukaryota, Fungi, Ascomycota, Saccharomycetes, Saccharomycetales, Saccharomycetaceae. The coding region runs from base 1 to 1125 and encodes 374 amino acids.